CCUCAAACUCCUUCCGGGCACACCAUGUUGUUCUUCACCCUCCUGCUAGAGGUGAUUUGGAUCCUGACUGCCAACGGGGGUCAACACUGGACGUAUGAGGGUGAGAGCAGAACCCCAGGCCUACGACACCCCUUCCUCACUGGGACCUCUUCACCUGGCGGGAAGACUUAACGCCACGUGGGUGGGGAGGUUUCCUUUAGCUUUUCAUCCUAGCUCCUCCCUUCCCCAACUCCCCAUGCCCCAGCUUUCGCCCGAGAUUGAUUCUUAGACCCUGUUCUAAGCAUCAAAUUCCACACCCCCUGAUUCAGCAGAAAAGCCAGUUAUGUCCUCAAUCAAUCUCUGUGGGAGUGAGGGAGCUGGAGUGGAGAGGGAAGCGGGUGGGGGAAGAUGCCAUGAGCUUAGCUGCCAGUUCUCCUCCUUGCUCUUUCUAUCCCAAUCACUCCUACCCCCACCUGAAUCUGGAACUGGGACAGAACCUGAGGUCAGGGGUGAGGGAGAGGCCAGCAGGACAGUGUGUGACCCUGGCAGAGGUCUUUUCAACUUAACCAAGUCCCUAAGUCAAUGCAAGUUCCAGUGUGAAAGCAAGGAGUCAAUGAUGGGAAGUCAGCAGGUCUGAAUCUUAAGGCCACUUGAUAGGGGUUCCCCAGAGACCCUACCUCUCUAGAAUAAUUUCCCCAGUUUUCCUGCUGCUACUCAAAUCCACCUCUGGCUCUGUGGACUUUCUACCCGUCUCCUCUUCCUCUCAUUAGCUUUCGUAUCCUUCAACAAGAGAAGCAGUAAGUAAAGGCAACUGCUCCCCAUUCAUCAGGAGAGCAGGGGAAUCAUCACUGCCCCUGCACAGGCGAUGGGAAGGAACUGCCGCAGCGAGUCCAGCAGGGACUCCCCCCUCACCCAGCCCCGCAUAACUGAGGGCUUCAUAUGGGGUGGAGGGAAGUGCAUGUCUGCCUCCAAGUAGGUCCACAUGGUCAGGAACACUGGCCCGCCUCUUUCCCUGAGUGUGGAAGCAACGCCCAGUCCCCCAUCAAUAUCCAGACAGACAGUGUGACUUUUGACCCUGACUUGCUACCUCUGCAGCCCCGUGGAUAUGAACAGCCUGGCACUGAGCCUUUGAACCUGCACAAUAAUGGCCACACAGUACAACUCUCUCUGCCCUCUACCCUUUAUCUGGAAGGACUUCCCCGAAAAUAUGUAGCUGCCCAGCUCCACCUGCACUGGGGUCAGAAAGGAACCCCCUGGGGGUCGGAGCACCUGGUCAACGGCAAAGCCACAGCUGCAGAGCUCCACAUCGUACAUUAUGAUUCUGAGUCCUACGAAAGCCUGAGUGAGGCUGCUCAGAGGCCUCAGGGCCUGGCUGUCUUGGGCAUCCUCAUUGAGGUGGGUGAGACUAAGAAUCCAGCUUAUGAACACAUUCUGAGUCACUUGCAUGAAAUCAAGCACAAAGAUCAGAAGACCUCUGUGCCUCCCUUCAAUGUGAGAGGGCUGCUCCCGCCGCUGCUGGCGCAGUACUUCCGUUACAACGGUUCGCUCACCACUCCGCCCUGCUACCAGAGUGUGCUCUGGACGGUCUUCCAUCGAAGGGCCCAGAUUUCCAUGGAACAGCUGGAAAAGCUUCGGGAGACGUUGUUCUCCACGGAGGAGGAGCCCUCUGAGCCCCUGGCACAGAACUACCGAGCCCCCCAGCCUCUCAACCAGCGGAUGGUCUUUGCUUCUUUCAUCCAAGUGGGACCCUCGUAUACCACAGGUGAAAUGCUGAGUUUGGGAGUAGGAAUCCUGGUUGGCUGUCUCUGCCUUCUGCUGGCUGUUUAUUUCAUCGCUAGAAAGAUCCGGAGGAAGAGACUAAGAAACCGGAAAAGUGUGGUCUUCACCUCAGCACGAGCCACCGAGGCAUAGACUCCUGGACACUUCAGAUGCCUUCCACUUGCUCGGCUGUCAGGGUGCUUGUCAAGUGAGGUGCUGGGAUUGGCCAGGAAAUACUGUAGGAGUAGGCCAACCCCUUUUUCCUCCAGACAGUCCCUACACAGAAGUAUGGACAGGCUCUCAUUCAAGGAUGACCAACAGAACCUUCCGCCUCUUAGAACAUGGAGAUCAGGACAGCCCUAUGGUGACAAUGCAGAGGGUCAACUGUGUAUAGUUGUCGGGGGAUGUGGCCCACAGUCCCCCGUCCCUUUAUCUUUAUAACCGUGUCCCUAGAUAUAGCUGUAAGAUCUCCCCUUAGGAAAAAGGGUUGCUGCUGUUUAUUUUGGGUUGUUUGUGUUUUUUUUUGCUCAAUAUAUUUGGAAAUUAAAGCUGCUGACCCCACA
Molecule: messenger RNA, 2300 nt
Organism: Odocoileus virginianus texanus
Lineage: Eukaryota; Metazoa; Chordata; Mammalia; Artiodactyla; Cervidae
Source: RefSeq, a predicted model, not a curated record